Candidozyma haemuli is the source of this 1851-nucleotide messenger RNA. RefSeq lists its product as uncharacterized. The record is from RefSeq and is a predicted model, not a curated record. The transcript has a single exon. NCBI's taxonomy places the organism in Eukaryota, Fungi, Ascomycota, Pichiomycetes, Serinales, Metschnikowiaceae. The coding region runs from base 1 to 1851 and encodes 616 amino acids. Gene Ontology annotation, cellular component: mitochondrion. Gene Ontology annotation, molecular function: protein-arginine omega-N symmetric methyltransferase activity.
AUGAAGGUCUAUGGCUCAGUGGGAGGAAUCACCAGAACCAGCAAAAGGCUGAUAUUCCAAAACUUCAAGAAAUUGCCGUUCAAAGAGGAAGACAGUGGGAAACACCAUGAGUACUCCAUCAGACCAGAUACUUUUGCAUUCAAGGUCCAGGGCUCACGAGACACGGCGAAGGGUAAAGACGGUCCAAUUGGUACGGCCCAUCCGCUUCAGAAAGGCCAGGGAAGUGAAUCUUCGUUUAAUGUGCUAGAGUACAUUUACAAGAACGCUACGAACUAUCCGUUCAAGGACCAUAGCCCACAGGAUGUGUUCAAUAAGUUUCCACUUACGAAUGCUGCUAAGAUGGGGAGAGUGAAGACGAGACCUCGUAAGGCAAAGAUGCUUGCGUCUGAUUUUAUUGACGAUUCGCUUUAUAAUCCACAUUAUGGGUAUUUUUCACAAGAAGUGGAGAUCUUCCAUAAGGAGAAACCGUUUGACUAUAACGAGAUUGAGGACGUGGACGAGUUUAUGGAUGCGUGGAAGAAGGCUUAUUCAAAGUAUGACGAGCUAAAUCCGGACGUCAAUCGAGUGAAAACGGAGAGAACUGAUCCAGAUGGCGCAGAGCCAGCUACAAAGCAGAAGGAAAGCUCCAGCACGGCUGUCAUCUCUGCUAAAGAUAUGCCGAGAGCAUCUCCAACCUCAAAGUUCGCUAGAGCAGCUCAAACUGUGCAUAGACAAGACUUGGUGGCCAGUGGUGGAUUCCCUGAGACCAAGAAGUCUCAUCAGCUUUGGCAUACCCCUACGGAGCUCUUCUCGCCGUACUAUGGAGAGGCGUUGGCUAGGUUUAUCGUUGUCAACUAUAAGCUUAACGGCUACUAUCCUUAUGAUGACCUUAUAAUCUACGAGAUGGGUGGUGGUAACGGUACGCUUAUGUGUAACAUCUUGAACUUUAUCAAGCAGAACGAACCUGAUAUCUAUGCCAGGACACAGUACAAGAUCAUUGAGAUAUCUGAUCAGUUAGCUCUCAAACAGUACUCUCAGGCGCUCGGCCAGAAGCUUGUGUCUCAGGGUCUUGACCAGAAUAAGGUGCAGAUUGUCAACAAGUCUAUCUUCAAAUGGGAUAAGGUGAUCCAUGAUCCAUGCUUCUUUAUUGCUUUGGAGGUUUUUGACAACUUUGCCCAUGACGUGAUUCGUUACGACGUCACAACUGGCGAACCACACCAGGGUCAUGUCCUAGUAGACGAAGCUGGUGAUUUCUACGAGUUCUUCACUCCAGAAUUGACCCACUACGCUGAAGCGUACUUGAACUUGAGAGAAAACGGUAAUUUCCCAAUUUUACCCCAGACAAAGAGCAUGAUGGGAAAGAUGCUUCUGUUGAAGUCAGCCAUUCCUUUCACUAACCACGAUAGUAUCCAUCCAUUGUUCCAUUCUUCGCUUAAAUUGUCUCUCAAAGACAAACUUCUCCCAUUCAAAGACCAUCUCACGCCUGGUGAGUUCAUUCCCACCAGACUUUUACAAUUCUUCCAGAUCUUAAAGCAUAGAUUCCCCAACCACACACUUAUAAGCUCAGACUUCAACUACUUGCCAAACACCAUGCCUGGCUACUACAAUGCACCAGUGGUGCAAACAGUCAUCAAGGACAGAAUGGUUGAUGUCUCCACCUACAUGUGCCACCAGGGCUACUUUGAUAUCAUGUUCCCCACAGACUUUGCCUUAGCUAGUGACAUGUACAAACAAGUUACUGGAAAGUUGGCAAGAGUUGAGCUGCACAAGGAUUUCUUGCAGCAGUGGUCAGAUGUGGAGGCUACCACCACAAAGAAAGGAGAAAACCCCAUGCUAGAUUUCUACAAAAACGUGAGCUUCAUGGUGAGCUAG